Molecule: messenger RNA, 696 nt
Organism: Vanessa atalanta (red admiral)
Lineage: Eukaryota; Metazoa; Arthropoda; Insecta; Lepidoptera; Nymphalidae
Exons: 2
Coding region: 1-696 (231 amino acids)
Source: RefSeq, a predicted model, not a curated record
AUGAAGCUCCUCCGGGUUGAAUUAGCCGCAGUGACGCAUGAGGUGUCUUCGUUUAGGCAGGAGCUCGCAUCAUUAAAAGGUGCGUUAAGCGAAGUAGGUAAAAGGGUCGACAGCGUAGAAGCACGAUUGACUCAACUUGAGGAUAAAGCACCGUGCACCAUGUCAGAGAGCCAUUUACUGGAAGAUUUUGCCAAGUUGAAGUCGGAUCUUAAUGAGCGCGAACAGUCGUGUCUAUUAAACGACAUCGAGAUUACAGGCGUCACAGAACGGAGUGAGGAAAAUCUGCAUCAUGUCACAGGCCUUAUUGCAAGUAAAAUCGGAGUCACCUUGGACGAGCGCGACGUUGUUUACGUUGAACGCUCAGGACCGCGGCCGGCUUAUUAUGAAACCGGUGAACGAUCUCGCCCGCGCCCUAUCGUAGUGCGACUAGCGCGCCGCUCGAUUCGCGAUCAACUACUGCGAGCGGCGCGCGUGCGACGCGGGGCUGAUACAACGGGCCUUGAAAUAGACAAGGAACCCAAGCGAUUUUAUAUAAAUGAGCGUCUGACAAAAACAAACCGUGACUUGUUCUAUCAUGCACGAGAGGAAGGCCGUCGCAAUGGGCUGGAGAAGAAGGCCGUGCUCCUAUUAUACCGGGUUACAAAUUACAGCAUAUACCUCGCCCACAAAACAUACGCGCACGCGGUGGCGGCGUAG